CGGCUUUCAGUGGCCGGGAGACCGCGCCCGGGGGAAGCUGGCUCAGCGGGACGGAGUCAGGGUGGUCGACGGAGCACCGGGGAGCUCUAGGGUCCAGCCAGAAAGCGCCCCCGCCCAUUAGAUGCUCUGAUCUCUGACCCCUGCCGGUCAGAUCUAGGACCCUGUGUAGAUCCAAGUCUUUCAAGCAGCCACACCAUGAACACGUCUCCAGGUACGGUGGGCAGUGACCCCGUCAUCUUGGCCACUGCAGGCUAUGACCACACGGUGCGGUUCUGGCAGGCACACAGCGGGAUCUGUACGCGAACGGUGCAGCACCAGGACUCCCAGGUGAACGCGCUGGAGAUCACACCUGACCGCAGCAUGAUUGCUGCUGCAGGUUACCAGCACAUUCGCAUGUAUGAUCUCAACUCCAAUAACCCCAACCCCAUCAUCAGCUAUGAUGGGGUCAACAAGAACAUCGCGUCUGUGGGCUUCCACGAGGACGGCCGCUGGAUGUACACUGGUGGGGAGGACUGCACCGCCCGCAUCUGGGACCUCAGGUCCCGGAACCUGCAGUGUCAGCGGAUCUUCCAGGUGAAUGCGCCCAUUAACUGUGUGUGCCUGCACCCCAACCAGGCAGAACUCAUUGUGGGUGACCAGAGUGGCGCCAUCCACAUCUGGGACUUGAAAACUGACCACAACGAGCAGCUGAUCCCGGAGCCUGAGGUCUCUAUCACAUCGGCCCACAUCGACCCUGAUGCCAGCUACAUGGCUGCGGUCAAUAGCACUGGGAACUGCUAUGUCUGGAACCUGACUGGGGGCAUUGGUGACGAGGUGACACAGCUCAUCCCCAAGACCAAGAUCCCAGCACACACCCGCUACGCCCUGCAGUGCCGCUUCAGCCCAGACUCCACGCUCCUCGCUACCUGCUCGGCUGACCAGACGUGCAAGAUUUGGAGGACGUCCAACUUUUCCCUGAUGACGGAGCUGAGCAUCAAGAGCAGCAACCCUGGAGAGUCGUCCCGAGGCUGGAUGUGGGGCUGCGCCUUCUCGGGGGACUCCCAGUACAUAGUCACUGCUUCCUCUGACAACCUGGCCCGGCUGUGGUGCGUGGAGACGGGAGAGAUCAAGAGAGAGUACGGCGGCCACCAGAAAGCUGUUGUCUGCUUGGCCUUCAAUGACAGUGUGCUGGGCUAACCUGUGUCCCCUCGGGAUUGCAGGCAGCUGUCCAGGUGGCACCAGCUGGAUGUCUGUUCAGCUGCCCAGAUCAGAGUGACACCCUAUGGGCUGGCCUCUACCAUCCUAGGCUCGCUGGACCUGACUGACCUACCCUGGUCCCUGGCCAGACUAGACUGGCCAGGCUGGUCCACCCUGGGACUCUCUCAGCCCCGGUUGCUUACAAGGAUGUGAGGAGGCUCAGGAGGCCCACCCUAGGCAGCUUGCAUUCCCUUCAGAAAUUCUGGACCCACAGGGUCUAGAGCCGCUGAGGGGGAUCCGAGGCUGGUGCCCAACCCCAAGCCAGUGCCUCCUCCUUCCCCUCCCUGCCACUGUUUCGCGUCCCGAGGCCACAGAGGACACCAUCACGGCCAGGUUGAGUUGUUUAUUAGCCCUGCCAGUGGCUACCCUCCGUGGACUGGUGAUUGCACCGGCCAGCUGGCUGGCCUGAGGGGCUGCGCUGUAAGGGCUUAGUCCGGGAGGUAAUAAAAGCAGACGGACAUGCA
This is a messenger RNA of Kogia breviceps (pygmy sperm whale), 1700 nucleotides long. Lineage: Eukaryota; Metazoa; Chordata; Mammalia; Artiodactyla; Physeteridae. The record is from RefSeq and is a predicted model, not a curated record.